Molecule: messenger RNA, 2090 nt
Organism: Daucus carota subsp. sativus
Lineage: Eukaryota; Viridiplantae; Streptophyta; Magnoliopsida; Apiales; Apiaceae
Product: ferrochelatase-2, chloroplastic
Exons: 9
Coding region: 251-1723 (490 amino acids)
Biological process (GO): heme biosynthetic process
Cellular component (GO): mitochondrion
Molecular function (GO): protoporphyrin ferrochelatase activity
Source: RefSeq, a predicted model, not a curated record
AAUAAAUCAGCGUUUUGGGGACCAGCGAUACCAAACACGCCCUCAUUAGUCCUUCUCUUGCAUUCUUCGGAAACACGUUUAUCGAUCAACGACCCCUUCUGCUUCUUCACUUUCCUUGUUUGCGCUCUCUCUCUCUCUCUCUCUCUCUCUCUCUCUCUCUCUCUCUCUCUCUCUCUCCCUCUCCCUCUCCCUCUCCCUCUCCCUCUCCCUCUCCCUUGCUCUCUCUCUCGGCUAGACCAAAACGUACGGCAUGGACGCAAUAGCGAGCUCGCGGAUACUCCCUCAGCUAAAAGGCUCUGAUCGAUCUAAUCUCUCGCUCUCGAAUCGUAAAUUUAUGUCUAGCUCUCGGUCUACACUUGUAAUGCCAACUUGUAAGCAAUCAUACGAGGGAGAAUGCACUUCUAAGGUGUCUACACAAAAAGUUUCUGUUCUUUCAGUAUCGGGUUCAACCGAACAAAGGAACAGCAUGCUUGGGGGACUGGAACUAAAAGGUUCUGUUUCAGCUAAACCUUUAGUCGGGAAAGUGUUUUCCUCAGCGGGAUCUUGCACUUACCCUGGGAGCUCUAUUGAAUCUCAUGCACAUGUUGCAGAGGAGAAAAUUGGAGUUCUGCUGUUAAAUUUAGGUGGACCAGACACACUUCAGGAUGUUCAGCCGUUUUUAUUCAAUUUGUUUGCAGAUCCAGAUAUCAUCCGCCUUCCCAGGUUGUUCCGAUUUCUUCAGCGGCCACUGGCACAACUCAUAUCUGUGGUUAGGGCUCCUAAAUCUCAGGAAGGGUAUGCUGCCAUUGGAGGUGGUUCGCCUUUGAGGAAGAUAACAGAUGAGCAGGCCAAUGCUCUCAAAAUGGAACUAGAAGCAAAAGAAGUCCCUGUAAAUGUAUAUGUAGCCAUGCGUUACUGGCAUCCUUUUACCGAGGAAGCUGUUCAGCAGAUUAAAAGGGAUGGUAUAUCAAAGCUCGUCGUGCUACCGCUAUAUCCACAAUAUUCUAUAUCUACUACUGGAUCAAGUGUUCGUGUCCUGGAACAGAUGUUCAGGGAAGACGCAACCUUGUCAAGAAUGCCUGUUUCCAUUAUACAAUCCUGGUAUCAACGUGAAGGUUAUGUCAAGUCCAUGGCUGACUUGAUUGGGAAAGAGUUGAAAAGUUUCUCUAACCCUGAAGAGGUCAUGAUAUUCUUCAGUGCACAUGGUGUACCAGUCACUUAUGUUGAGGAUGCUGGUGAUCCUUACAGAGACCAGAUGGAGGAAUGCAUAUAUUUAAUAAUGCAAGAACUUAAAUCAAGAGGAAUUAACAAUAACCAUAAGCUGGCAUAUCAGAGCCGUGUCGGUCCUGUUCAAUGGUUGAAGCCCUAUACUGAUGAAGUUCUUGUUGAGCUUGGUCAAAACGGUGUGAAAAGUCUCCUGGCUGUUCCAGUAAGCUUUGUGAGCGAACACAUAGAGACUCUUGAAGAGAUUGAUAUGGAGUAUAGGGAGUUGGCCCUUGAAUCUGGUAUUGAAAAUUGGGGUCGUGUUCCUGCUCUUGGGUGCACUUCAUCCUUCAUUACUGAUCUGGCAGAUGCCGUUAUUGAAGCCUUACCUUCUGCAACAGCAAUGUCCGCAGCAAGUACAUCUGAUGAUAGUGAACUCGACCCUCUAGGAUAUGCCAUUAAAAUGUUUUUCGGUUCAAUUCUAGGAUUCUUCUUGCUACUAUCACCUAAAAUUAAAUCAGCCUUCAGGAAUCAUACAUGAUUCCAGAGUGAGAUGUCUGGAAUUAGUCUAUAACUCUAUUAAAAAGUCUAGAUGACUGGUGUUUUGGGGGGUUAAGAGUGAAAAUGUGGUAGAAUAGCUUUGCAGGAAAUGCUACUAGCACACUUUCUAUAGAAUAUACAAGUUUUUUAAUCACUAUGUUAUAAAGAUUAGCUUAUCUUUAGAAGUGCUUCUCUUUACUGGUAAGUGCAAUUGAAUGUGCUUUCUGAUGCCGCAGUUGCAUCAUACAUCAUCUGUAAAGAGAAAUGAGAUGGUAUUGAAUUGCUAAUUUGAUCUGUAGAGUUUGAUGAGAUCUUUUUUCAAUCUCUGUUCAGACAUGAUUUGUGAUCAAUAUAAUUUUUAAAAAGUA